UGCUCGACAUUCCGGAUGUGACGUAUGUCGUUGUUGUUCCAGGAAGAAGGGAAGAAGGGGAAGCACUGCGUCAACUGCGUCAACAGCUGUUUUUAGAUUACAUUUGGUUUCCAGCUUCUGUACAACAUGUCAGCUGGGUUCAUCCAUUGCUGAGUGAUUUAUGGCACUAUUCAUGGACAGGACUUUAUUAGGCAACAAUAUGGACACAUCAAACUUUGCCCACGUCAUCUUUCAGAAUGUGGGAAAAAGUUACUUGCCCCAUGCUGCACUGGAGUGUCAUUAUACCCUGACACAGUUCAUUAAACCACAUCCAAAGGACUGGGUUGGCAUAUUCAAGGUUGGUUGGAGCACAGCGAGGGACUAUUACACAUUCCUGUGGUCGCCUCUCCCUGACAACUAUGUGGAAGACACUGCAGUCAACAUAACAGUGGUGUUUCAGGGAUAUUAUGUGCCCAGUGAUGAUGGUGAGUUCUACCAGUUCUGCUAUGUCACUCACAAAGGGGAGAUCCGGGGUGCCAGCACACCAUUCCAGUUUCGUGCUAACAGCCCAUCAGAAGAUGAGCUGUUGACUGUAGAAGAUGAAUGUAAUUCUGACAUACUGGUGGUCACCACCAAGGCUGGAUUGCUGGAGCAAAAGGUGGAAGAAGCCCAAAGAGAGAAAGAAGAGCUGGUGAAAAAUGUGAAUGUCCUGCAGCAGGAGAAGGAGCAGCUGGAAGCUGAGAAGAAGAACCUGCAGAAGGAGUGUGAGCAGAAGGAGGAGACAUGUAUGCAGCUGAGACGAGAGAACCAAGAUGCACACUGUUCUUCUCAGGCCUUGCAAGAGGAGAAAGAGGAAGUUAAGAGGCGUCUGGAGGAGGCCACAGCCAGAGUCGUACAGCUAGAAGAGGACCUGAUUGGAGUCACCCAGAAAGGCCUACAAAAAGAAACAGAGUUGGACAGUCUGAAAGAUAGAGUGAAGAAAAUUACAACAGAGAAGGAUGCUCUUGAAUCUCAUCUGAAGAAUGAAAAAGAUGAAAAAGAACUCUACAAGAUUCACCUGAAAAACCGAGAGCUGGAGAACACUAAGCUGAGCGCUGAGCUGCAGCUGCUUAAGUCUGUGGAUGUAAACAAGGAAAACACCAUUGCCCAGUUUAAAGAGGAGGUGGGGCGCAUGCAGGCCUGUCUCACUGAAAAGGAGAAGCAACACAGAGAGAUAUUGGCCAAAGUCUCCCUCAUGGGCGAUAUGAAGGCCCUAAAGGAACAGUUGCGUCAGAGGGAGGAGCAACUCCAAGCCAACCAGCAGCAGAUGUCAUUGUUAGCAGCUGAGCUGAGGGAUGCGUCCAGCGCCCGUGAUCGCACCAUGUCUGAUCUCUACCACAUGAAGGUGGAAGCUGAUGCUCUUCGCCAGGCCAAGGCUGAAGCUCAGGCCCAGUGCCUCUGUCUGGAGCGCCUGGUAGAGCAGAUGAAGGCAGAGGCCGAGCACGAAGCAGUAAGGAGGAGACAUGCCAAAGCAGAAGAAGAAGCUGUUGCAGACCCUGCUGUUGUAGCAGAACUGCAGAAAGAGGUGGAAGACCUGAAGCUACGGCUGCACAUGGCUGCAGAACACUACAAGGAGAAAUACAAGGAAUGUCAGCGUCUGCAAAAACAAGUGGCUAAGGUCUCUGAGCACCAGGGGGAGCAGAAAAAAAGCUCAGCACAUGAAACUACAACUAUCCCUCCAUCAGCAAGUCCAGACACAUCUGUACCAGGGAGUCCAGGUUCUGCUGAUCCCAUGCUGGAGGCCAUCAUCCAGGAUAAGCUCAAAGGCAUCAGCAGAGAGGCUUCUGACAGGAAUGACAAGUACAGGAAGUGCAAGCAAAUGUUGAUGGAGGAGAAGGAGCGUAGCUGCAUGUUUGCUGAUGAGCUGGGGAAGAUGGAGUUGAAAUUCAAAGAGCAGCUGAAGGCCAAUGAGAACCUGAAACUGCUACUUGCAGCGGAAGAAGAUCGCUAUAAGAGCCAGGUUGCUGAGAAAGGAAGAGAGCUGAAGGAACUGAAGGACACACUCGCACUUGUUGUGAAAGAGAAGGAAAAAGUGGAAGGGGAGCUGCACAAGGGCAGCAGCAGGAAGGCAGAUCAGGGAGCUGGUGAGAAAACCGGUUUGGACAACAUCCCAACCAGUGUGCCUUUGUUCCUGCAGUUCCCAGUUCCUUACGCCCAGGACACCCCGACCCCUCUGCUGGUCUCUCAGAGCCCCAGCAAGCUGCAUUAUGGGAACCCUUACUCCAUUUCAGAUGCAAAAGAUGAUGAUGAUGAUGAGUUCUCAGACGACCAGCUGCUGAGGCUGCCCCCCGUGGGUCCACCCUCCUGGGACAGCAAUGUGGUGUGCAUCCAGCCCACACGCAACCACAGCCGACCUGAUGGCCAGGACGAGUCAGAGGAAAAGCCAAGCAACAACAAUGGCAUAACCAAUGAACAGCCCGCAGAGACUGAAACUCGCAGCCAAUUUGUGAACGAUGCACAAACUGCCUUUUGCUUUGAUCCCAGCAUGGACAUGAAGCGAUGUCCGCUGUGUGAGGUCAUCUUCCCACCCAACUACGACCAGAGCAAGUUUGAGGAGCACGUGGAGAGCCACUGGAAGAUCUGCCCCAUGUGCAGCGAGCAGUUCCCGCUGGACUGCGAUCAGAAGGUGUUUGAAAAUCACGUGCUCACUCACUUCGACGGCCAGACACUCAGCUUUGACUAGACGUGGAGAGUCAGCACAUCCAGCCCACCUGCUUUCUGUCUAAACUCCAUCUGCAUGUAACCGUGUGAAGAUUCACUUUUUAGGCUUGUACUGUCUCUUUAAUUCAGCUUAGACAAGCACUUUGAGAUCUGUGAUGUUUUAAUUCAUUGUAUAUCCCAGGAAUCAGCUGUAUUUUAAAAGAAAUUAAUGAAUUUCUUUUUGGAUUUGAGGAGUAAUUCAGGGGGUUAAGACUGUUGUUAAAUACUGACUUUCAGCACUCAGCUCUCACAGAUCUGUUAGCAGGAUGUAACACUUCAGGGAACGAGAUACGUGUUUACUUGACUUUCAUCCGAACACAUCCAACAAAAUGCUUCCCCACUAAAAACGUCAUUGUACCACUCAUGUUAAUUUUUAGAAAGCAGCCUUGGUGCACUAUAUGCAGUCAGGAAAAAAAAACCUUCUGUGAUUAUAUAUAAAUAUAUCAUCAGAUCAUCUAUUUUAGAAUAACUGAAGCCAAUGAUAUUGUGAAAGCCUUGAUACUUUCUGUACAGUAUAGAUUAGUUUUACAUGAGGUGUCUUUGUCUUCAUUUCUCUUAUAACUGGGUUUUUGUGUCAGAAAUUUGCUAUUAGUUAAUCAGUGCAUGAACGCCUUCUGUUAAAUCUUUAAUUCUUUCAACAUUAGUUAUUUCAACAUUAGUUAUUUCCUUCGUAGACAUGUUUAAUUUUUAGUGGGUUUUAUGUAUCUAAUAUGAACCAAUAAAGUCUGUUUGAAACUGA
Messenger RNA from Thalassophryne amazonica, 3457 nucleotides. RefSeq names its product Tax1 (human T-cell leukemia virus type I) binding protein 1b (gene tax1bp1b). The record is from RefSeq and is a predicted model, not a curated record. Lineage: Eukaryota; Metazoa; Chordata; Actinopteri; Batrachoidiformes; Batrachoididae. The transcript is spliced from 18 exons. The coding region runs from base 161 to 2701 and encodes 846 amino acids.